AUGAGGGAUUUUGACUUAAACGAGUGUCCUGUCGAACUCAAUAUUGCUGUUGGGACUGAGGAAGGGUAUGGAACAACUUUAUUCCCAUUGUAUUGCACCCAAAAACUGCCUAACAAAGAUACCCAUCAGCAUGAUGGUGAUUGUGGUGAGUCCCAUAAUGCAAAUGCAAAUGCAGUGGACAAUUUGAUUCACGAAGGGCAUGUUGGGCAGUUUGAGUCUUCAUCAUUAAACCAGCAAUCGAUUGAUGCCCCUGGAGAAGUGCAUAUUGAAGAACAAUAUGAUGGUGAAGAAGCUUUGUCACAGCCCCAAGAGCCUUUCCUAGGAAUGAGAUUUGAUACUUUGUUGUGUGCUCGUAACCACUACAAUGCUUAUGCACUGAAGCUUGGGUUCUCAAUAAGAUCAAACACUUCUAGGAGAUCGUUCUACACAAAUGAAGUUGUGAAACAGCAGUUUGUUUGCAACAAGUUCAGAAAGCCUAAACCUGAAGGUAGCAAUACACAUAAGCCUAAAGUUGCUCCUGCUAUUUGCUCAGAAUCUGGAGGGGAUAGCGAUGAGGAAUCUGAACUUGAUGAACAUGCUUUUGCUAAAGGCAAGAAAGUAGUGAAAAAGAGAAGAAGAGAAACAAUUAAACAAACCAAUUGCAAAGCACGGAUGAUGGUGAAGCUAAUAGAUUCUAGGUGGGAAGUAACAUAUUUCAUUGGUGAGCACAAUCAUCCUUUGAUUGCAAAGCCAUCCCUCACGAAGUAUCUCCGUUCGCAUUAG
Messenger RNA from Brachypodium distachyon (stiff brome), 762 nucleotides. Its product is annotated as protein FAR-RED ELONGATED HYPOCOTYL 3-like. The transcript has a single exon. The record is from RefSeq and is a predicted model, not a curated record. Bases 1 to 762 code for a protein of 253 amino acids. Lineage: Eukaryota; Viridiplantae; Streptophyta; Magnoliopsida; Poales; Poaceae.